Messenger RNA from Rhincodon typus (whale shark), 6843 nucleotides. It is a transcript of the gene ptchd1, whose product is annotated as patched domain containing 1. The record is from RefSeq and is a predicted model, not a curated record. Gene Ontology annotation, biological process: cognition; chemical synaptic transmission. Gene Ontology annotation, cellular component: synapse; plasma membrane. Lineage: Eukaryota; Metazoa; Chordata; Chondrichthyes; Orectolobiformes; Rhincodontidae. The transcript has 5 exons. Bases 28 to 2307 code for a protein of 759 amino acids.
UCAUCUGUGACACGGAUUCAGGUGCCAAUGUUGGGCUUCAACUACUCAUUUGCCCACAUGUGUAUUCUAAAGGAUAAUAAGAUGUGCGCCCUGGAUGAUAUUGUGUAUGUGCUGGAGGAGCUGAGGGCUGCAUGGACCAUCAAUGGCACAGGGAUCGUCAUCAACUACCCAAAUACCUACCUUAAAGAUGGUCAGGAGGUGUUUAUCGGGCACCAGCUCGGAGGUGUCACUCUGCAGAAUAAGAAUCGGGUGAAAUCUGCUCGAGCGAUUCAAAUCACCUAUUACCUGCAAACACGUAACUCCUUGAAUGAUUUGGUGGCAGAGAAAUGGGAAUCGGCUUUCUGCAAAACCGUUGAAAAUUUCCAAAAAUCUCACAAGGAGCUGAAACUCUAUCCGUUUACAUCGUCAUCGCUAAAGGAGGACUUUCAGAAGAGCAGCCAGGUUUCAGAGUGGUAUCUGGUGACUAGUUUACUGGUGGUUUGGCUACUGGCCAUGCUGUGCUGUUCCAUGCAAGACUGUGUUCGUAGCAAGCCCUGGCUUGGACUCCUUGGCUUAGUGACAAUGGCACUGGCCACCCUCACAUCAGCAGGGAUCAUCAACUUGAUGGGAGGGAAGUACAACUCUACCUUUCUGGGAAUACCCUUUAUUAUAUUAGGACAUGGGCUCUACGGCAUGUUUGAAAUGCUCUCAUCGUGGAGGGAGACCAUGGAGGAUCAGCAUGUGAAGGAGAGGAUUGCCAAUGUGUACGCUGACACCAUGCUGCCCAUUACACUCACCACUGCCAUGUACAUGGUGACAUUUGGCAUUGGCGCCAGUCCCUUCACUAAUAUAGAAGCAGUGAAGGAGUUCUGUGUGAACACAUGCAUAUCCGUGCUUUUUAACUACCUCUACCUGAUGGCAUUCUAUGGCUCCAAUCUGGUCUUCACUGGUUACUUAGAAAAUAAUUACCAGCACAGUCUCUUUUGUAGAAAAGUGCCCAAGCCAGAUGAUCUGCAAGCAAAACCCGCCUGGUAUCGGUUUAUCAUGAUGUCCAAAUUCAAUGAGGAGGCAGCCAGCCCAAACGACCCAAGCCCCUAUGAAAGUCAGUUCCUGCUUUGGUUUCUGAAGCAGUACUAUUGCGAUUGGAUUACAAACACUUAUGUCAAGCCUUUUGUGGUUUUGUUUUAUCUGGUUUAUAUCUCCUUUGCCUUAAUGGGCUACCUGCAGAUCAGUGAAGGGUUGGACCUCAGCAACGUCGUAGCCACUGAGUCUCGAACUGUCUCGUAUAGUACCGUCCAGCAGAGAUAUUUCAGUAGCUACAGCCCCGUCAUCGGCUUUUAUAUUUAUGAACCCAUCGAAUACUGGAAUGCCAGCGUUCAGGAGGAUUUGUUAGAAAUCACUGGGGGCUUUGUCAGAAUUUCUUGGUUUGAAACAUACUUAAAUUACCUUAAAAGAUUGAAUGUUACCUCUCCCGUGUCUCGUAGCUACUUCCUAGAGACCCUGCGGAAUUCCUUCCUAAAGACGCCGCAGUAUUCCCAAUUCUCCGAUGAUAUCAUACUGGUGAGGAAGGUCAACAAUGAGCUGGAGGUGGUGGCCUCACGCAUGUAUCUCGUGGCCAAGACAGCGGAAAACACCAGGGAAGAGAUUUAUGAUCUGCUGGAGACACUGAGGAAACUGUCCCUGACCUACAAAGUGAAAUUCAUGAUUUUUAACCCAUCGUUUAUUUACAUGGACCGGUAUGCUUCGUCGGUGGGAGCGCCCCUGCAGAACUCGUGCAUCAGUGCCCUCUUUGUCCUCUUCUUCUCCGGUUUCUUGGUGGUGAACCCCCUGCUGAACAUUUGGCUCAGUCUGACUGUGGCCUCAGUGGAGUUUGGAGUCGCUGGCUUUAUGAGCCUGUGGGAUGUGGAACUGGACUGUAUCUCCGUCCUCUGCUUAAUUUACGGGAUAAACUACACCAUCGACAAUUGUGCACCGUUCCUGUCGACAUUUGUCCUGGGUAAAGACCUGACAAGGACGAAGUGGGUUAAAAAUGCUUUAGAACUGCAUGGAGUGGCCAUUUUGCAGAGCAAUUUUUGCUACAUGGUUGGUAUAAUCCCCCUCAGUUCGGUGCCUUCGAACCUGAUCUGUACACUAUUCAGGUGUCUGUUUCUUAUAGCCCUUUUCACCUUUCUCCACUGCUUUGCCAUUCUGCCCGUGGUCCUGACCUUUGUUCCGCCUUCCAAGAAGCAGGUGGAGAGGAAGAGCCCAGAAAACCACAGCGAGGUCGAGUGCAUGGAGAUGGUGGACUUGGAUGGCACCCGGGUGGUCGACCACAUCACCUCAGUCUGAUUGGCGCAAUGCAGCCAGGCGAUGCGGAGAGAGACGGAAACAGAGAAAGAGAGAGAGAGAGACAGAGGGAAGAGGGGGAUCAUGUGAACGUAUAGGUGGGAUGGGGGAAAUGGGCUAAUGGAAUGGAACUUCAUUGAUGGGGUUGGGGAAGGAUUAGAGGGAGAUGUGGCAGAUACGCCAAGGAGAAAGGGGGAAAAAUGUCAGUGGGAAGUAAACUUGAUACCUCCUGGAGGCACAGAGAGAGAGGCAACAGGUCUAUUUUGGGGUUCAUGGUCCACAUGGACCUCCUCCCACCUUACCUCCAUCUCACCUUAUCAACACGCCCAUCUAUUCCUUUGUCUCACAUGCACACACAUCUGGCUUCCUCAGUUUACCACAACCACUCACUGUGGGAGCGAGUUCUUCAUUCUCACCACUCUCUGAGUAAAGAAUCACCUCUUCGAUUUUAUUCGUGACUCCCUUAUGUUUUACGGCCCGUAUUUCUGGACUGCCCCAAAAAUCAAAACAUGUUCUCUACAUGUCAACCCUGGGGAACCCCCUUCAGAGUUUGUUCAGCCUAUUUGGAGCCACCCAGGGUACUGAGGCUAUAACAGGAAUGUGCUGCUCAAUGUUCAAGGACAAUGUGGCGACAGAGCAAGGGAGCUGCAUGCAUUGAAAUGAUUCAUCUGCCCAUUUGCACUCUGCUGAACUGGGAUUUCCAUAUGAGAGCUGGAUGGUCUAAAGGCGUUGUUGGCCCUGAUAAACUAGAUGUUACCUGCACCAUCAGAAUCCUCUGGGUAAAGUUAAAUAUCCAUCUGAACCUUGCAUAGGAAGAUCAUUGGAUUAUUGAAUGAUACAGAACGGAAGGUGUCCACUUGGCCCAUCACGACUAUACCAGCUCUUUGAAAGAGCUAUCCAAUUAGUCCCACUUUCCUGGCCUUUCCCUAAAGAGCUACCCAAUUUAGUCCUAAUUCUUGGCCUUUCCCUAAAGAGCUACACAACUAGUCCCACGUCCCUGACCUUUCCCUAAAGCACCUUCAAAUGGUUACUGUUCAAACCUUUUUCCAACUCCUGUUUGUUGUUAAACCUGCUUCUGCCACCUUACCAGGCAGUGCUUUCCUCAUCACUGUAACUCACUGAGUUAAACAAUUUCUCCUCACCUCCCCCUGUGCUUCGUGUGCCCAUUGUCUUAAAUCUGUGUCCCCUGGGCACUGCCCCUCCUGCUAAUUAUUUACCUUGUUCAAAUUUAAGGUAAAGUAUGAAAUGCCCAUUCAAAACAAAACAAAACAGGGGCUAACACAAGGCUCAUCAAUGGAUCUUUUAUUGACGAACACCCUGCCCACUCCUCCCUCUCCCUCUUCUUCCCAAGUUUGACCUGAGCUACCCAGUGAUCUAGUCUCAGGCUACGGUCAGACCUGAAACCUGGUUUAGAUUCCUCUCUUCAGCUGACAGAGACUGGAUGGACUGUAGAAUGAACGGGACACUUUGCUGCUUUGCUCUAGGCACUCGGCUCCAAGAAGAGCGAUUGAACAGAGACCCAGUCUGAUAAUUUACCAGGUGCGUGCAAGGUGAUUCCCCCUUACGAGAUGUCACUUCAAGGAGGCAGGCACUUUAACUUCCAAUCUAUUCUCAAGCAAAUUUGAUUGUUCGCUAAAUGUAUCUUACCUCAUUCUCCUGCACAUCGCUGUGAGCACACCUCAAGGAGCAAGGAAUGUUGUCCUGGAUUUGAGACAGUAAACAGAUUGAGGAGAAAUAAUGAGACAGUAUUCAGUCUAGGUUCUCAAUUUUGCACAACCCUCACACCGAUACUUCUCUUUUUAGUUGAGCUGACAUUUCAUUGGCGAGGAAUCCUGUCAUGGAUCGAUGCAAAUUGUAUUUGACACCAAUCAUGAACAAAGCACAGCUGGUGAUUACUGAUCAAUGUUACACACUGGCCUCCUUAGCAACCUGCUGAAAUUUUUACUAGAGAGUAAAUGUGAACGAUGUACUACACAAUGCUGCUUGGAAUGUACAGGGUGACUUUUGUACCUCUAAGAACCGUCCAUGUGAAAAGCCAUCCCUGGGCCACUCUGAGCAACAGAAUUGCUGGGGGCCAAGAGAAUUCUCACCCAUACAAAGCAAGUGACUGGGAAAAGCUUUCCUGUACCACGACAGGCUUGGAUUAACUUUGGCAUGAAUCCUGUUGACUACCUCUCCAGAGUCUUGGCCACAUAAUCGAGGCUGACAUUACAGUACUGUGCUGCACUGUCAGAGGUGCCAUCUUUCAGAGGAGAUGUUAAACAAAGGCCCUUCUCAGGUGGAUAUAGAAGUCUUCACAGGGCGGCCUGAUGGCUCAAUGGCAGAUGAUGCAGCUGCUAUCCUAUGAACAUAGUGAAGGCAUGAAACACUACUGAAAAUGACUAUUUGUAAACUUGAGCCAGUACUACAGGGUAGGCUGUCCAAGAGCAGCUACUUCAAGUUGCAUGUAGUAAACAUUGGGUAAUUUAUUAGAUUUGCUUCCCGCUUGUUCAUAUAUUUAUGCAGAGAAACGAGUUGAUGUGAGGACCCUUAAUGCUUUUUGUAAAAGUACAAAAAUGUUCCACAAUUGUCUUUUGUUUUCAUGAGAAUUUGAUUUCUGUUUGGAUACCAUGUAGACGGUAAAGGCUUCACAAUGACCAAUGAGGCAUGUUAGGACGUAAGGAAAUGCUGCAAGUGAACAGCUUUUGAUGAGAUCAUUUCUCCUUCAAUGAUGAAAUCUAAUUUCUUUUUAAGGAGAUAACACUUUUUUGCCUAUGAUUACAGGCAGCAUUCCUAAAAUCCAAAUAGUCCCAGCAACUUCCACUUUUUGCUAAUCUGGCUGAGUGUCUGUUCACCGACUCUAUUUGUACCAGAAAUCUUGUGGAACUUCAUCAAAGAUGGUUUGGAAAUCCAAACAUAUUGCAUCUACCACAUCAUCCUUACCUACCCUUUCUGUUACUGCUUCACUGUACACAUUAAAGCUAGUCAAACAUCAUUUUCCCUUUCAAACAUUCCUCUAUUUUCAGCUUUUACCUGCUUUUAUAUACUUGAAAGAAGAUUCUGUUAUCUUUGUUAUCAAUGGCAUCAAGUUAAUUAAUCUAAAGCUGAAUUCUGCCCCUUCUAUCAACAUCCUAAUAGGUUACCACUGGCCAGAAUCUGAACUAGCUAUAUAAAAAAACUCGAAUAAAACUCAGAUAAAAGCAAAAUAUUGCUAAUGCAGAAAAUCUGAAACAAACACAGUGAAUGCUGGAGAAACGCAGCACGUCCAGCAACAUCUGUGGAGAAUAAGCAUCUGAAGUGUUUGAGCUAUAUACACAGUGGCUACAAGAUCAGGUCAGAGGCUAGGAAUACUGUGGUGAGUAACUCACCUCCUGACUCCCCAAAGCCUGUCCACCAUUUACAAGGCAUAAGUCAGGAGCGUGAUGGAAUACUCCUCAAUUGCCUGGAUGAGUGCGGCUCCAAAAGCGCUCAAUAAAGUUAACACCAACCAGGACAAAGUACCACCCCAAACACCACCUUCAACAUUCACUCCGUCCACCACCAAUACUCAAUAGCAGCAGUAUGCACCAUCUACAAAAAGCACUGUAGCAACUCACCAAGCUUCUCCAGACAACACCUUCUAAGCCAAUGACAACUACAAUCUGGAAGGACAAAGGCAGCAGUUACAUAGGAACACCGGCACUUGCAAGUUGCCCUCCAAGCCAUUCACCAUCCUGACUUGGAAAUAUUUUGACGUCGCUGAAUCAAAAUUAAGGAAUUCCCUAACAACCGCUGUGGAUGUCCUUACAUGCCAACGACAGCAGUUGUUCAAGAAGCAGCUCACUACCACUUUCUCCAGAGUAGUUAGAAGUGGUCAAUAAAUGUUGGCUUCGCUCACAAUCCCUGACUUAUUCUAUCUACCUUUUUAAAUUGUAUUUGCCGCCCACUGGUCCUUUGUUAAUGUUCCUUUGUAAUUAGCUUUUAGGUAUAUGUAAGAGUGCCCUUGAGAAGGGAGGUCUGGUGGCACAGGGGGUAGCGUCCCUACCUCUGGGUUCAAAUCUUUCUCAGAGCCAUGGAAGGUUCAGUUAGAGCUUAGUUGAUUAUCAAUGUGUAAAUUCUUUCCCGAUCAGUUAUAUUGCAGGAGGCAAUGGCAAAACACUGGAGCUCUUGUCCAUAUAACCAUGGAUCACAUAGAGAGGUCAUGGACACAAAUACCCUCUUAACACAAAGGCCUGAAGGGAGAGUGAGAGAAUAGUCUCUCUGCUAUCCUUUUCUUCAUUUGGUUUAAUAUGUACAGAGACACACAGUGCAGCCCAGGGGUUUGAUGCUUUCACUAAGUUUGCCUAGUAUAUCAAUUACCUGUGCCCCUUUCUAUCUUAAACAUUGUUUUACAUUUUAUUAAUAUCCCCUUCUUAUGCCAUGUCUGACGAGUUGGUCUCCCUGGUAAAUGCAGGGUUACUAUUUAAUACUUCUGUUUUCUCAAGUCAUACAGCACAGAAACAGACCCUUUGGUCCAUGCUGACCAAGUUUCUCGAAGAAAGCUGGUCCCACUUGUCUGUGUUUGGCCAUAUCCCUUUAAAA